UGCACCGAACAGAGCAGAGCAGCCGUGUGCUCGCCGCGCCGUACCACAGCGCGCGGCCUCUCUCCCCAUUCCUCCAUGGCGACCGCCGGGGCGUCGAGGAGCGCGGCGGCGGAGGAAGACAAGAGCGACCCGGCGAGGCCCCUCGCGCUCGCCUCCCCGACGGUGUACCCGGCGGCCGGGGACGCGGAGGAGGAGGCGCAGACGGCGACCGGGUGGCGCUCCAUGCAGUACCUCCGGAAGCGGCGGCGUCGCCUGCUCUGCUGCUGCGGCUGCUGCGUCACCACCGCGGUGGUCGUGGGCGUCGUCAUCCUGGCGCUCGCGCUCACCGUGUUCAAGGUCAAGGACCCGCGCCUGACCAUGAACGCCGUCUGGCUCACGGCCAUCAGCACGGGGCCCGGGGCGGGGGUCGCGAGCCCCGUGGCCACCAACGCCACCAUCACCGCCGACGUCUCCAUCAAGAACCCCAACGCCGCGGCGUUCCGGUUCUCGCGGUCCGAGACGGACGUCUACUACAAGGGGCAGACCGUGAGCGUGGCGUACGCGCCCGCCGGCAGCGUCGGCGCCGACCGGACGCUGAGGAUGAACGUCACCGUCGACCUGCUCGCCGACCGGCUCGCGCGCGCCAUGAACGGCACGGGCCUCAUCUUCGGCCAGGAGUACGAACUCGACACCUACACGGCGAUCAACGGGAGGGUCAGCGUGCUGGGGAUCAUCAAGAAAAACAUCGGGAUCAAGCUCAACUGCACCGCCGUCAUCGAGGUCGGGGGCGCGGCCGCCGCGAUCGAGUCAGGGGUCGCGUCCACCGUGCAGAGCAGGAGCGUGGAUUGUGUUGCGGAUGUGUCCAUGUGAGUCGAUUAGGGAACUGCGAGUUGUUUACAAGAAGAUGCUUUUGAAGCCCCUUUUCCUUUUGUAGAUUGGUUCUGUACUGUAGUCUUUCUGAAUCCUAUAGAUUCUGAUGGGAUGCACAUCAGCUGUUACUGACAUGCAUUUGUCAGAGAAGGGAAAGUACUCCUUGAUACAUGGAUAUUGUAACAUUUCAGAAACAGUCUGCUCAUGUAAACCCA
Messenger RNA from Panicum hallii, 1064 nucleotides. RefSeq lists its product as uncharacterized. The transcript has a single exon. The coding region runs from base 76 to 849 and encodes 257 amino acids. The record is from RefSeq and is a predicted model, not a curated record. Lineage: Eukaryota; Viridiplantae; Streptophyta; Magnoliopsida; Poales; Poaceae.